AAGGGGAGGACGCCCGGGAGGCGGUCCUAAGAGCAGGGGCGGAGCCAAAGGCUUCCGGGAGGCGGAAAGCGGGGCUGUGGCGGAGCCGAGGAGAAGGAGGGCGCGGCGGCGGGCGACCGAGUUGUUUUGUGCUCCCGGCUCCGCUGCGCUCCACGCCGGCGUCCGAGCGCGCGCCGGGGCCCCGGGGGCGGCGAUGGCUUCGAUGGCGGCGGCGAUCGCCGCUUCCCGCACGGCGGCCCUGAACGGCAACCGGCCGCUGGACGAGCGGGAGCGCAAGCGCUUCAGCUACUUCUCGUCGCUCAACCCCAUGGCGCGCAAGAUCAUGGCGGAGAAGGAGCGCAUCCGCGAGCGCUACGGGCCCGAGUGGGAGCGCCUGCCGCCCCGCCAGCAGGACGAGAUCAUCGACCAGACCCUGGUGGAGCCCCACAUCCAGGCCCGCUACGCGGCGCACCGAGGGGUCGCCCGAGGACCCCCGCCGCCGGUCUGCUACCCGAACCUGCGCCUCAACACCGGCCAGAAGGUGGUGCACUUCGGGGAGGAGGAUAUCACCUGGCAAGAUGAACACUCUGCUCCUUUCUCCUGGGAAACCAAGAGUCAGAUGGAGUUCAGCGUUGCUUCUCUGUCCAUACAAGAGCCUAGUGCAGUGGCACUGCAGAGCGAACCAAAGCAGACCACCAAAACCGCUCCAGGGCCCCCAGCCCCCAAGCCCACACAAGGUGCUAAAACACCUAACUCAGAGGGGCUUCUGCCAGCUAGGAAAGAGGAGGAGUCGUCAUUCUGGAAGAUCAAUGCUGAGCGCUCGAAGUGUGACGGAGAACAAUCUGAGUUCUGUUCUCUGACCCCAAGCCAGAUCAAGUCCAUGGAGAAAGGAGAGAAGACCCUCCAGCCUUACUACAGGCAAGAAUCUGGUCCAAAAGAGGCAACCAAAGCAGAGAAGCCUAGUGCUAGCAAACCUGAAAAAUUGACCACCCCAGUUCUUGCUGCAACUUCAAUAGAAUGGGAAAAACCUCAACCUGGCCAGCUGAGUCCUCCUGAUGUUUGUCCUGAGCCAGUGGAAAAAGUCUCAUCAACUGGGACCAAAAGUGAGGAGGCUGAUAGUGGUUUCCUUUCAGAAGUGCAGAGCAAUGCAAAUAACGUUAUCUUGAAGACGGGAUUUGAUUUUCUAGACAACUGGUAAAGGACCAAAAUAGCUUCAGCUCAGUUUUGGAUGAAGAGAAAAGGAACAUCUCUCUUCCAGUCUACUUUAUUUUAUUUUAUUGGUAUUGGCUUCUAUUUGACCUUUAAAACUAAUAUUUUUUCCAACUGUUUUAAAUGUUGCCUUUGUAUUCACACCUUUUUGUAAAACCAUAUGGAUAUUUGUAUUUUGGAAUUGUCCAGUGUUAGAAGUAUGG
This is a messenger RNA of Lacerta agilis (Sand lizard), 1391 nucleotides long. It is a transcript of the gene C3H1orf198, whose product is annotated as chromosome 3 C1orf198 homolog. Lineage: Eukaryota; Metazoa; Chordata; Lepidosauria; Squamata; Lacertidae. The transcript has 4 exons. The coding region runs from base 194 to 1177 and encodes 327 amino acids. The record is from RefSeq and is a predicted model, not a curated record.